Messenger RNA from Laccaria bicolor S238N-H82, 828 nucleotides. RefSeq lists its product as uncharacterized. The transcript has 6 exons. NCBI's taxonomy places the organism in Eukaryota, Fungi, Basidiomycota, Agaricomycetes, Agaricales, Hydnangiaceae. The coding region runs from base 1 to 828 and encodes 275 amino acids. The record is from RefSeq and is a predicted model, not a curated record.
AUGCAAUUAUCCUUGAAAGUUAGUGUUGCGGUUAGCCUUGGUCCUCAUCAUGAAUGGAGUUGUGACAGCCAUGACAAGCUAUCUGCUAUUGGUUUUCCCAUCUGGGGAGUUCGGGAUGUAUGGUCCAAGAUGUGGCUGGGUCUUUGGGUGGUUCCUAACAAUCAGUUACUCAAGGCCAUCGCCUAUCUGUAUCUUUCUCUUAUUGUUGAGCUUGAAGGUAUGCCCCUUCAGUCCACUACAGAUUGUGGCUUGGAAACCACACUCAUGUUCGGCCUUGCAAAUGCUCUUCGGGAGCAGUUUUCUCCUGAACUCAAUGAGGUCAAUAUAGGGCCAGCACAUUGUUUCAUGAAAAGUGUCCACAAUAUCACGAUUGAGCGAGGAUGGAACCAGGUUCACAAUAAGUGGGGAACAAACAUCAAAAUGUUUUGGGAGAACAGUGCUGAAGUAUACGACUCAUCAAAUCCUGUGCAAUAUGAACUAGUCCAAUGGCUGUGGCCGAAGCUUAUUCAGGAGGAGCUAGAUCAUUUUCGCAAAGUCAACAAUGACCACAAGCCAAAGAAGAUGACUGUGUCAAAGCUCCCUUCUGGAGUGAGUCCACACAUUGCAUUUACUCUCCCAGAGAAGUAUGGCAGCGAGAAUUGUCUGCAACCACUCAGCAUUACCGUUGUUCAAGGUUUGAUGGAGGAUCUUGGGGGAGAGGAGUUCGUUCAGUUUGUCUCUCCUGAGUAUGCUGCACAUGCGGAAGAAGUAUUCAACUCUCUCGGGGUUGAGGAGCUAACCACGGCCAACAUUUGGAAUGUCUUCACUGCAAUGCUACCUCACAUGUAA